CUUUUCGAGAAAAUUCUCUCAUUUUUUUCUUAGAAUUUCCUUUUGUUAUUUGAAUAUAUUUAACAAAAAAUGAGAGAGUGCAUCUCAGUACACAUCGGUCAGGCCGGUAUUCAGGUCGGAAAUGCCUGCUGGGAACUCUACUGUCUCGAGCAUGGAAUUCAGCCUGAUGGUCAAAUGCCAAGCGAUAAGACUGUUGGUGGAGGAGACGAUGCUUUCAACACCUUUUUCAGCGAAACUGGUUCCGGGAAGCACGUCCCUCGUGCUAUAUUUGUGGAUCUGGAGCCUACUGUUAUUGACGAGGUGAGGACUGGAACGUACCGCCAGCUCUUCCACCCUGAGCAACUCAUCAGUGGCAAAGAAGAUGCUGCCAACAAUUUCGCUCGUGGCCAUUAUACGAUUGGCAAAGAGAUUGUUGAUCUCUGUUUAGAUCGUAUCCGGAAGCUUGCUGAUAACUGCACUGGUCUCCAAGGGUUCUUGGUUUUCAAUGCUGUUGGUGGUGGUACUGGUUCUGGGCUUGGAUCUCUUCUCUUGGAGCGUCUCUCUGUUGACUAUGGAAAGAAGUCGAAGCUUGGUUUCACCGUCUAUCCUUCACCUCAGGUUUCUACAUCUGUUGUAGAGCCUUACAACAGUGUGCUAUCCACUCAUUCACUCCUCGAGCACACUGAUGUCGCCGUGCUUCUUGAUAAUGAAGCAAUAUAUGACAUCUGCAGGCGUUCUUUGGACAUUGAACGACCCACUUAUACCAAUCUCAACCGACUUGUCUCUCAGGUUAUCUCAUCUCUCACAGCCUCAUUGAGGUUUGAUGGAGCCCUGAAUGUGGAUGUGACUGAGUUCCAGACUAACCUUGUCCCCUAUCCUAGGAUCCAUUUUAUGCUUUCCUCCUAUGCUCCUGUUAUUUCAGCUGAGAAGGCUUACCAUGAGCAGCUAUCGGUGGCUGAGAUCACCAACACUGCCUUUGAACCCUCUUCCAUGAUGGCCAAAUGUGAUCCACGCCACGGUAAAUACAUGGCUUGCUGCCUCAUGUACCGAGGUGAUGUUGUGCCCAAAGAUGUUAAUGCAGCUGUGGCCACAAUCAAGACCAAACGCACAAUCCAAUUUGUUGAUUGGUGCCCUACUGGAUUCAAGUGCGGUAUCAACUACCAGCCACCAACUGUUGUACCAGGCGGGGACCUUGCCAAGGUGCAGAGAGCUGUGUGCAUGAUCUCCAACUCAACUAGCGUUGCUGAAGUGUUUUCUCGCAUUGAUCACAAAUUUGAUCUCAUGUAUGCCAAGCGUGCCUUUGUGCACUGGUAUGUUGGUGAGGGCAUGGAGGAAGGAGAGUUCUCAGAGGCUCGUGAAGAUCUCGCUGCACUUGAGAAAGAUUAUGAAGAGGUUGGUGCUGAGUCUGGUGAAGGGGAUGAAGGGGAUGAGGAGGAGUAUUGAGUGAAGGAGUACCUUUAACCGUUUGCUACUAUGAUGUAUUUUCUUGAAUACGAAGAGGUUGGUUUAAAGGAGAUGAAGGGGAUGAGUAUUGAGGGAAGGCGUACCUUUAUCCGUUUGCUACUGUGAUGUGUUUUCCUCGUUGCUUGUAUCCAGAGUUGAAUUGCAUGAGUGAUGUAUCAGGGUUUUUUUUUCUUUCUACGAAUAAGGUUACCACCGGUGAUUUCCUUGCU
Messenger RNA from Hibiscus syriacus, 1652 nucleotides. RefSeq names its product tubulin alpha-4 chain. Gene Ontology annotation, cellular component: microtubule; cytoplasm. The coding region runs from base 70 to 1422 and encodes 450 amino acids. The transcript has 3 exons. Gene Ontology annotation, biological process: microtubule cytoskeleton organization; mitotic cell cycle. The record is from RefSeq and is a predicted model, not a curated record. Gene Ontology annotation, molecular function: structural constituent of cytoskeleton; GTP binding. Lineage: Eukaryota; Viridiplantae; Streptophyta; Magnoliopsida; Malvales; Malvaceae.